GUCACCGCCAACUACAACGUUAAAAAAUUCUGAAUUAUUUCCACGGCAGAGCUUUGUUGAGUUAUGGAAAAGGCAACUUUAAACGACUGUGACCCUCUACUUGAGAAGAAGACCGAACUUUCUAGCUAUUUUAAUUCAGUCAUCCGCCCAUGUUUGGCUGAAUUUCUAGGAGUGUGCCUCUUUGUGUUUAUCGGAUGUAUGUCGACACAGGAUACUCUCACAGUCAAGUCUCAAGUUUCUUCAGCGUCUGCAGUAGCUCUAGCUCACGGACUGACAUCAACGGUCCUUAUUAUGGGAUUUGGAAAAAUAAGUGGAGGUCAUUUUAAUCCAGCCAUUACUGUGGGUGUGGCUCUAGCUGGUGGUAUAUCCCCACUCCUUGCACUCGGUUAUGUUAUCGCCCAGAUCCUUGGUGGUAUAUGUGGUGCUGGUUUGUGUAGAGCAGUUCUCCUCGACAGUGUCUACCAAAUAAUUUACGGCGGAGCACAUUUUCUCACUAAAGUGGACCCAGGCCGCGGAAUUCUGUGUGAAACACUUAUCACGGUUGUACUGGUUCUGACUGUAAUUCUUGUUAGUGUUGAAGAAUCUACAAAGACCAAGUUCGCCCCUCUAGCGAUCGGAUUUGCUGUGUCUGUUGGAAUCCUGGCAGCUUUCAAUACUACGGGUGGAUCAAUGAACCCAGCGAGGAGUUUUGGACCUGCAGUUUUACUGAGUGUAUCUUCUAGCCUUAGUGCAUUCAGGUCACAUUAUGUUUACUGGGUUGGACCUUUAAUUGGAUCCCCUCUGGCUGCCUUCUUCUACAGAGUGUUCUUCGCAACAGGAUCAAAACGCCUGAUAUUCCAAAAUAAGUCAUAACAUUGACGUUGUAGUGAACAACUGCGACAUACUCUACUGGAAAGUGUUAUGUUUACAAAUUUUGUAUUUAUAAAUGACUGCUGUCAGAUGGACUUCUUAAGUGUUCGCUUCUAAUAUGAUGUAAAAAAGCCCACUAAGAAACGAAUCACUAAAAAUAUUGACUUACA
Haliotis rufescens (red abalone) is the source of this 1019-nucleotide messenger RNA. Its product is annotated as aquaporin-8-like. Gene Ontology annotation, biological process: transmembrane transport. The coding region runs from base 64 to 852 and encodes 262 amino acids. The record is from RefSeq and is a predicted model, not a curated record. Gene Ontology annotation, molecular function: water channel activity. NCBI's taxonomy places the organism in Eukaryota, Metazoa, Mollusca, Gastropoda, Lepetellida, Haliotidae. The transcript has a single exon. Gene Ontology annotation, cellular component: plasma membrane.